Paraglomus occultum is the source of this 510-nucleotide messenger RNA. The record is from the annotation of a GenBank genome assembly. NCBI's taxonomy places the organism in Eukaryota, Fungi, Glomeromycota, Glomeromycetes, Paraglomerales, Paraglomeraceae.
UCAAUCGACUAUGGUGCCGAGCUGCUCUUCCAAUAUAUUGGAGAGCCCCAUUCAGUUAUACAGCGAGCGACACGAAGCAAGGCCGCGACAAAGACCUAUGAACUGUUCCUUGAAUCUUUAAGCGAAGAAGAUAACUUCAAGAAGAACAGUGACAUAUGCUCCCAUAUUCAGUUCUCUCGUUUUCGUCAAAAUCUUUCAGAAAACGAACGUCUUAAAGAUACUAGCGAAAAAUUGCACCACACUGAAUUUGCGCUUACAAGCUAUCUUGCACGGGAUCUCGAAGGCGUCCUGGGUGCCGAGCACGAAACACAUCGUUUGCAAAUAUCCAAGAGUACAAGGUUAGCAACUGAGCAUUGGCAUCUUAAGGGAAACGAAAAAAAGGGUUACUUUCAUCCGGUUGAGUCACGGUCAAUGACAUGCCUCCAGUGCCAACGACGAGCACCUCACGAAAGAAAGUCCGACCAACGAUCAAAUCCAGAUUCAUGUUGUUACGCAGUUCUUACGAGAUGA